CGUUCGAGUAGGAAGGAGGAGUAUUAUAUUAUACAAAAAUACACAAACCCUACACCCACAACUCAAUCCACGCGAGUGUGGGAGGGUGACGAUGGCGGAGCCCGGCGAAAUAUUGCCGGAGCGGAACGUAGACAUGGCGGCGCUGUACGGCAUGUUGCGGCAGGGCAAGGCUUCGGUGGAGGAAGUUGUGGCAAAGAUGUUGGGUAUUAAGAAAGGAAUUGAACCUAAAUCACAGCUGCGGGAACUUGUCGCUCAAAUUCUCUUCAAUUUUGUCUCUCUACGUCAGGCAAAUAGGUCCAUCUUGCUUGAAGAAGAUCGGGUUAAAGCUGAUACGGAACGUGCCAAAGCGCCCGUGGACCUGACAACAUUGCAACUCCACAACUUAAUGUAUGAGAAAAAUCACUAUGUCAAAGCAAUAAAAGCUUGUAAAGACUUCAAGACAAAGUACCCUGAUAUCAAACUUGUACCCGAGGAGGAAUUCGUAAAUGAUGCACCAGACGAGAUUAAAAGCCCCUCAUUUUCAGCUGAUGAAGCCCAUGAUUUGAUGCUUAAAAGGCUCAACUAUGAGCUUUUCCAGCGCAAAGAACUUUGCAAGCUUCGUGAGAAAUUGGAACUUGAAAAGAAAGCUCUGCAGGAAACAAUUGCUAACAGGAAGCAAUUUUUAUCAAGUCUUCCUUCACACCUCAAAGCACUCAAGAAAGCAUCGUUGCCUGUGCAGCAUCAGUUAGGAGUUCUUCACACAAAGAAGCUUAAACAACACCAAUUGGCAGAGCUACUUCCACCCCCUCUAUAUGUAAUCUACACUCAGUUACUUGCACAAAAGGAGGCGUUUGAAGACAAAAUUGAGCUAGAGAUCAUUGGAAGCAUAAAGGAUGCCCAGGCGUUUGCUCGUCAACUAGCUAACAAGGACUCUGGUAUGUUAACAGACAUGGAGAACUCCAAGUUAGAGGAAGAUGCCCCUGAUGAAGAAGAUGAUGGUCAAAGGAGGAGGAAGCGGCCCAAGAAGGUUCCGAGCAAGGAGAAUCUUGACCAGUCUGGAUUAUAUCAAAGUCAUCCACUUAAAGUGAUUCUCCAAAUAAAUCACGACGAUGCUUCAGACUCAAAUUCAGCCAAACUCAUCACCUUGAAGUUCGAGUUUUUAAUAAAAGUGAAUGCUGUGUGUGUAGGAGUGGAGGAUUCUGAAGAAGAUCCUCCUAAUAGUGUCUUGUGCAACUUAUUUCCUGAUGACACAGGCCUUGAACUCCCACAGCAGUCGGCCAAGCUCUCUGUUGGAAAUUCUGUUUCAUAUGAUAAAAUGAGAACUUCACGGCCAUACAGAUGGGCCCAACAUUUGGCGGGCAUUGAUUUUUUACCAGAGUUGUCGCCUUUGGUUUUAGAUCCUGAAGAAUUGAACUAUGGAGUGAGUAAGCGAGUAUCUGGUUUAGCUGAUCUAUCCUCAUAUCGGCAGCAAAACAGGGUUCAGACAGUUUUGCAGAGGAUUCGUAAUCGGAAAAAGGCUCAGCUAGCUCUCGGAGAAUUGCUCGACUGUCUUAGGAGGCUUAAAUGGCCAAAUUUGACCUUCGAGGAUGUUCCAUGGACCUCAUAUGCACCACGAUGUAACUUGCACGGUUGGUUGUUAACGACUGCUGCAUCUACGCCAUCUGCUGAGAGAGAUCAAUUUCAAGGUCCUGCUAGUGUCAAUACACACAGAAAAAUCGACAUGUCCAAAGAAGAGAAAGAGAUUGCAACAGAAGAUGGGGAACUCCUAUCUUUAGCUCCAGCUACUGCUGUUGUUAACGAUGUUAAUCUUAACCCUUCAAAAGGAUCCAACCUCGAGACUUCUGGAAGUCUGAGUUUAAUGUCAAAGAGUAUUGUAUCUCCCAUCACCAAGGGGAAAUUGCCAAGCUUUAAAAAGAUUGAGGAUAAUGUCGAACUGUUGCUGGAGUCUGAUAGUGAACUCGACGAGCCAAUCCAAGUGGAGGAGGCACUAUUUGGUGAUCCGGCUCCGGUUGAGAAUUCUUGGGCCGACUUCGGUGUUCAGGAAUACAGCCUUGUUCUAAUCCGGAAGUUGGAUAGUGAUCAUAACAGGAAUGUGAAAUUAGAAGCCAAGGUGAAGAUAAGCGUGGAAUAUCCUCUUAGGCCUCCUUGUUUUGAGCUGACUCUACAGAGUUGUUUACAAGGUGGGAACUAUUCUGAUUCGAUUGGUGUCGAAUUCUUCAAUGAGCUUCGGGCAAUGGAGGCUGAGGUGAAUGUCCACCUUGUAAGGAUGAUUCCUGAGAACCAACAAAACUUUGUGCUAGGCCAUCAAGUGAUGUGCCUUGCUAUGUUGUUCGACCUGUUCAUGGGCAACGGAGAAGUUUCGUCAGAGGAGAGGUGCGCGGUGAUUGAAGUUGGUUUGUGCAAGCCGGUAUGUGGGGGAUUUGUGACUCGGUCGUUUAGAGGUCGGGACAGGAGGAAAAUGAUUUCUUGGAAAGACAAAGUAUGUACUUCUGGCUAUCCUUGCUGAAAUAUAUAACUUGAAUGCUUCUCUCCCUCCCUCCAUUCUGUCUGUUUUGGCUGCACUAGGCUUUGAAUUGAGUAUCCCAUUUUCAUGCUCGAUUUUACUUGUUUUCUGCUUGCUUGUUAGUGAUGCUAUUAUCUCCAUAAGAUAGGUUUUUGUUAGUGAACUUUGUUCGAUUCGGCUCGAGUUGUAAAUGAGUCAAGCCGAAGCUGCAAUCAUUAACAAUAGAAUACAAACACUUAAAAUACGAAUACAAACAAUUUUGCUGGA
Andrographis paniculata is the source of this 2749-nucleotide messenger RNA. Its product is annotated as THO complex subunit 5B-like. Bases 92 to 2485 code for a protein of 797 amino acids. Gene Ontology annotation, cellular component: THO complex part of transcription export complex. The transcript has 8 exons. Gene Ontology annotation, biological process: mRNA export from nucleus; positive regulation of DNA-templated transcription, elongation. The record is from RefSeq and is a predicted model, not a curated record. Gene Ontology annotation, molecular function: mRNA binding. NCBI's taxonomy places the organism in Eukaryota, Viridiplantae, Streptophyta, Magnoliopsida, Lamiales, Acanthaceae.